This is a messenger RNA of Prosopis cineraria, 526 nucleotides long. Its product is annotated as calvin cycle protein CP12-2, chloroplastic-like. Gene Ontology annotation, biological process: negative regulation of reductive pentose-phosphate cycle. NCBI's taxonomy places the organism in Eukaryota, Viridiplantae, Streptophyta, Magnoliopsida, Fabales, Fabaceae. The coding region runs from base 55 to 438 and encodes 127 amino acids. Gene Ontology annotation, cellular component: chloroplast. The transcript has a single exon. The record is from RefSeq and is a predicted model, not a curated record.
CUCCUCAUUAAAUAUCAUCCUCGUUCCAAAUCGCGACUUAGGAGAGGAACAAGAAUGGCAGCAAUAAGUGGUGUGAGCCUUUCACUUGUGCCCAGGGCAUCAGACUUGUUGCAAAACUCACACACCGUCAAGUUCCCGCUGCUGCUCAACCAAAGGUGCCUGGCCAGGAUCGGGUCGGGUCGAAUUCUUAGGUCUGCUCGACCUGUGCGUGCUGCUCCGGAAAGUAUAUCCGACAAGGUUGAAGAAAGCAUAAAGAACGCGGAGGAGGCAUGCUCCGGUGACCCAGCUGGCGGUGAGUGUGCGGCGGCAUGGGACGAGGUGGAGGAGCUGAGCGCGGCGGCCAGCCAUGCGAGGGACAAUAAGAAAGAGUCCGACCCGCUCGAGAACUACUGCAAGGACAACCCGGAGACCGAUGAGUGCCGCACUUACGAUAAUUGAUAGCGAAAAUUGUGGGUGGCGAUCAUAUUAUGUCUCUGUUGCGUUAUACGAGCACACCGCUAUUACUUAAUUUUUAUUUAAUUGUGAA